CCCAGGCCUAGAGCUCUGGAGGCUUUGGGCCCAGCCUGGGGACCAUGCAGCGGGAUGUGGGCAGCUUUCCCCUAGCCCCAGGGCUCAGGGCUAAGCUCAUCGGAGCCGGGUUCCAGACGGCCCAGGAGCUGCUGGAGAUCGGGCCCUGCGAGCUCAGCAAAGAAAUUGGAAUCUCUAAAGAGGAGGCACUAGAAACCUUGCAAAUUGUAAGAAGAGAAUGUCACAGUAAUGCAACAAAGACUGCUGGUGAUCCGGAAGCUGUUGGGAAAUGCACAGCACUAGAACUCUUGGCAGAAGAACAGGCACAAGGCUUCAUCAUCACCUUUUGUUCAGCUUUAGAUGAUAUUCUGGGAGGUGGUGUGCAACUAACAAAAAUCACGGAGAUCUGUGGAGCACCAGGUGUUGGGAAAACCCAGUUAUGUAUGCAGCUGGCAGUAGAUGUGCAGAUUCCAGAAUGUUUUGGGGGGCUUGCUGGAGAAGCAGUUUUCAUUGAUACAGAGGGAAGCUUUAUGGUAGACAGAGUGGUAGACAUUGCAGCUGCCUGUGUUCAGCACUGCCAGCUUAUUGCUGAAACACAUCAGGAAGAAGACUUUCAAAAAUCCCUGGAGACUUUCUCCCUUGAAAGUAUUCUUUCUCAUAUCUAUUACUUCCGUUGUCAUGACUACACAGAGCUGCUAGCACAGGUCUACCUCCUCCCAGACUUCCUUUCAGAGCAUUCAAAGGUCCGAUUGGUUAUCGUGGAUGGAAUUGCCUUUCCUUUUCGGCACGACUUUGAGGACCUCUCACUGCGAACGCGGCUUCUGAAUGGCUUAGCACAACAGUUGAUCAGCAUAGCAAAUGGUCAUAAAUUAGCUGUAGUUUUGACAAAUCAAAUGACAACAAGGAUUGGACAAAGUCAGUCCAUGUUGGUACCUGCUUUAGGGGAAAGCUGGGGACAUGCUGCUACCAUCCGUUUAAUCUUCCACUGGGACAACAAACAGAGGUUGGCAACAUUGUACAAAUCACCGAGUCAGAAGGAGUCGACCAUACCUUUCCAUAUUACACCUCAUGGCUUCCGGGAUGUGCAUCCUCCACCUCCAAGCCAGAUCCCAGCAGAAGUUGAAAUUAACCCUCGAAAACGGCCACGGAUAGAAGGGGACAAACAAUAGUGAUACAAAGGAUAAACUUCAACAAAGGUGUUACGUAUGAAAAUGUUUGUACUAUAAACAUUGGUUCAACAUCCAGGGGAGCCUGAGAGACUAUUUUAAACCAAAACUGCUGUGUCCCAAAUUACUUUAAUAUUAAACCCAGAAUAUCCAAGUUUACAUAAUGGCAGUGCCAUUAAAAAUGUUUAUUUUUAUGACCUAAUUUGGCUUUACUAAUAAAUGUUUUCUACAAUCAGGGGCUUCAGCUUCUUUAGUUGAAGAAUAUUAUAGCUGCUACUUGUAUGUCUGAGCACGAGAGAGAGAAACACUUGCUCCAUGGAACAAUGGGAUCCGAUUCAGUACAUCAGAUGACAAAGUCUUGAUCGUGCAUUCGCUUCUGUGUGCAGCUGAACUUCACUAGGGCUCCAUACAGUGGUCUGUCCAUAUGGAACAAGCUGCAGGAUAAGGGCCUCUGUCAAUGGAAGUGAAGCACCUGCUUAAAGAUAAGAAUGUGUUUAAGUGCUGUGCUAAAUCAGGGCUUUAGCCCUUAACUACUGUGAUGUCCAUGUUGGAGACCAAUCAAAGCUUUCUAACAGCUGAAGCAUUUGUUACUGGCCAUGGUCCGAGACAGCAUACUGGAGCAGAAGGACAUAGGAAUUGUUGUACUGGAUAAAACCCAAUCUUGGUGAAUGGGAAACAUUUGAGGUCUAAUCUACAUGGCUGGAUAGUCUUCAGCCUCUGUUCUGUCUUUCUUCUAAUAAAGGAUUUAGUAGUAUGGUGAUCCUAAUCACUAGGGCAUGUUUUGUGUGUAGUCCUAAUUUAAUUUAGGAAAGAGAAAUGUUUCUUAAAAGACAGCAGUGUACUAGCAGCUCCAAAAUCUAAACCGAAGGGAAGAACAUAAAUGUACCCACUGUCAAUGCAGCAAAGAUCUGGCCUCUCUCACAGAAAAUAAACCUUGACUGACUGAA
This is a messenger RNA of Malaclemys terrapin pileata, 2092 nucleotides long. It is a transcript of the gene RAD51C, whose product is annotated as RAD51 paralog C. The record is from RefSeq and is a predicted model, not a curated record. Gene Ontology annotation, biological process: reciprocal meiotic recombination; meiotic DNA recombinase assembly; DNA repair. Lineage: Eukaryota; Metazoa; Chordata; Testudines; Emydidae. The transcript has 9 exons. The coding region runs from base 45 to 1148 and encodes 367 amino acids. Gene Ontology annotation, cellular component: replication fork; Rad51B-Rad51C-Rad51D-XRCC2 complex; Rad51C-XRCC3 complex. Gene Ontology annotation, molecular function: ATP-dependent DNA damage sensor activity; crossover junction DNA endonuclease activity; four-way junction DNA binding.